GUUAACUUUUAUUUGCAAGCGACUUGUCAGAAUUCGCAGAGAUAUCUUAAGCCGUUACAUCAUCUGCAUUCGUCUUAAUAUUCGAUCUUAAAUGACAAAGUGGCAACUCGUCCCACGGCUUAUCCCUUUAGUGACCACAACGAGCAAGUAUGUAGUGAUCAUUCCCAGCUCAGGAUAAACUAAGCCCUGGAUUUGAAUACUUUGAAAAAUUUAAAGGUGUAAGAUAUUAGAUAAAUUUGUGGUAUGUCAUGGGAAAAUCUGGCUAUGUUAACGACUGUUCAAGAGAAAUUCUAAUAGUUGAAUCGCCCAGUGCAAAAUUCUGUUGCAAUUCGAAAUUUCAAUCAUCGUUUGCAAUUCAGGUGGGAUCGUCCAGGAUACAUAGAAAAACUGUGAUUUCGUAUUCCAUUUCCAGCUGGUGUUUUUGGAAAAUAUACUAGAAACAUAUCAUCGCGAAGAAUUCAUUUGUCUAAAUUUCAAAGUGUGGUGUAGCUAAUCAGUGUUGCUAAGCGAGCUUUUAUAAUUAUCAAUGCGCGGUCUAUUCCCACGUUAUUAAAUUUAUCUGACGAUGUGUCCCUACCGGAAGGGUGGAGACCAUGGCUUCAAUAUUUGUGUGCUUUUUUUAUAAAAUUUUUCCGUUCAGAGUCAUUUAUAAAAUUGCUUCCAGUGAAGAAUACAGUCCUCUCUUUAUCAGUGAACAAGUUUUCCUAUUGUGUCUGUUCUACAACAUGAUACUCGUGCGUGUCUUUCACAACCAAAUCCCUUUGUGUUAUAUCUACAACCAGAAAUUUUGCCAUGGCCUCUACAACCUGAUAGAUUUAUGUCGUUCCACAACCUAAUGCUUUUACAUCGUUUUUACAAUCAACUAUAUUUCCGCGGUUUGUACUAUUGUAUAUAGUUGUGUUGUCAUUAAAACCUGGAAUAUUUGUCAUAGUGUUAUAAAUGCAUACACGUGUACGUAGGUUUGCGUGUCUUUAUGCAUAUGCGUAUUUGCUGUAUAGAGAUACAAAAUUCACACCAAAAUUGUUAGAUUUCUAAUGUUUAAAAUUUUACUUGCUAAUCAUUGGACUACCACCUGCAGUUUAAAAGUUUUAAAUUAUUUUAUCUUUUCGGACACUAUAGUUACUCAUGGCCAUUCCAACCAGACUCCUAAGUUUGUUGCAAGUUUCUAGAUCUUUUUUUCCAUCGUAACAGACCCCAUUGUGACCCUUGUCCAUUAACAACAGACCCCCAGGGUUUGCAUCUAAUUUUUAGGCAUUGUAUCAAGCGGAAAUGUAGGAAAAUUGAAUUAAAUAUAAUCUUGCGAAGAUCUGAAGAGGAAGGGAACAUGAAAUUUACGAAAGAAAGCUCCCUCAGUGGCAACACCGAUGAAAAUGAAAUUGUAGAAGCAGAAAACGAAUUAGAAUCAAUUUGUGACUCUGACAAAGAUUCAAGUAGCGUAAACGCCACACCUGGUGACGAUUCUAAUCAACUAACACAUGUAAAUGAGUUUAAUAUUAGUGAAAAUUCCGCUAUAGAGAAAAGUGAUAGUGAUACAAACGGCGUGAUUAAUGAAGGCUUUGAAGGGGUUCAUAAAAACCUUGGUGAAGAUUCACACAAUGGAGGUCCAGUAGGAAAUAGCGACGUUAGCAACACAGAUCUUGAAGGAGACGCUAUCAGCGGGAAUAGGCCUUCAGCGGGUGAACACCCGAAUAUCGAAAUUCACCCCGGGCACGUCAAUCACAUUUUGGACAUCGAGGAGAAGGAUAAUAAUCAUCAGCGAGAGGUGAAGAGGACAUCAGGUGAAGAUGGAGGUGAAAGCAAAGAGAAAGGAUCCACAUCCUACGCUCCUGUAGGAGACAAAGGUCACGGCAGAGAGUCCUCGUGGCUGUCCUGGCUGAGGAAGGAACUGAGAUGGAACAAAAAACUUAUUCCCAUCAAGAUCAUUCAGUUCCUUUAUUCGGGAGGGACGAACUCCAUACUCCCGUACCUAACACUGCAAAUGCAGGAACUAGGCCUAAGCAUGAGGCAGAUCGGGUGGAUUUACGCUUUUCUGCCAAUCACCACGAUCCUAGGGCCCCCAAUCUCAGGUAUGGUGGCCGACAGGACUGGCAAUUACAAAGCCGUGGUGUUGGUCAACAUGCUACUGACGACGUUCCUCCACUUGGUACUCCUGUAUCUACCCGGCGAGGGCGUCAACAGGCUGGUUUUCACCUGUGGGGAGUCCUUGGACUUUACGUCUAUGGUGUGGGACAAGUGCAGAGGUUGUCACGAUCGUUAUGAUGGCGCGAACUUCACCGUGGCUUUAAAGAACUGCAAAUAUCUCUGCGAUAAUCCACCAGCUACGACAUUCGACCUCUGCUUUGACGGAGAAGAAGACACUACUGAGUUUUGUCUACAGCACAGCUUGAAGGAAGAGGUAACGAUCAACGGAACAGUAACAGCCACAUACACCGAAGGAGGUCACUGCGGACAUUCUUGGUACGACCUCCGGGUGGGAAACCAAACCUACUCGGGAGUCUCAUGCCCUUCGGAGCCGUGCUCCGUCGAGUGCGAGGUUGGGGGAGCUCCCUCGUGUCUCUUGGAGGACGAAGGGUCACCUAGCUCCGUGUUCUGGACUUACUUCUUCGUGAGGAUUACGGCCAAUUUCUUCCUUUCCUCGUUGUUCACGAUGAUGGACGCCAUGACAAUUGCCAUCGUCAAGGAUCUAGGAGGAGAUUAUGGAAAGCAACGGCUCCUUUUCAUCAUCGGGAUGGCUACUGUUCCUUUAGCGGCCGGUUUCUUGAACGACUGGGAUGCUGGGAGUAACGGUACUUCCUUCUACCUGCCAGCUCUAUACCUGGGUGCUGUUUUGUGCUUGGCAUCGGCUGUGCUGAUUGCUAGACUGAACUUCAAGGUCGACGUGGCGGAGAACAAUAUGUUCCACGACCUCAGGCAACUCGUGACCAGGCCCGAGAUCAACUUGUACUUCCUGGUGAUUCUCGUCCUCGGAUCGAAUUGGGGAUUCAUCGAGAGUUACCUCUUCCUCUACAUGGGGAAGUUAGGGUCACCCAAUUAUGUUAUGGGGCUAACCAUGACAGUAGGAUCCAUCAUAGGAAUGCCCACGAUGCUAGUAGCAGACGCCGUCAUCAAAAUUAUCGGACGUCAUAAUAUCUUCAUCAUAUCCUUCUUCGCCUACGCCCUCAGGCAUUUUGGAUACUCCUUCAUAAGCUCUCCCUGGAUGGUCUUUCCAUUCGAAUUGCUGGAAGUCUUCACUUACCAGCUCAUGUGGGUUGCAGCCAUCACUUACUGUCCGAUUUUGGCGCCUCCUGGGCUGCUGGCCACAAUGACGGGCGUGGCUGGUGCCAUCCACUUUUCCAUAGGGCGAGGCGUUGGAUCCUUUAUCGGAGGUCAAUUGAUAACCCAGAUGGACAUCCCAGGAGCCUUCAGGUGCUUCGGCGUGAUUGCCAUCGUGUCUGGUGUCUUGUAUAUCCUCCUCCACGUGUUCUACUUUAAGAAGAAGAUUGCCGGGAGAGAAAUGGAGCUCAAGCGAUCGGAAGGAGCGAACAGUGGGAUGGAGAUGAUGGAGAAUAAUUAGAGGAAUUAGGUGCAAGAGGCUGAUUAAAGUUCCAGAAGAAAACGCAACGGAAGUUUUACAAAAUGUAAAAAAAUCUAACAAGACACGGGAGCUAUGCUAAAGGAACAUCUGCUUGGAGCUACACGUACUUGAAGAAGCAUCUGCUCCCAGAUGGCAUAGGUCACUGAUGGAAGAAAACACCUGUUCUGACGUUGAUGUCUCAUCAAGGAUUAAAAUAACAUCUGCUUUGAAGUUCUUUUUAAUGAAUAACUGAAGGAACAACUUAUUUUGAAAAUUAUAUCGUUCGUGUGUGUAAUAGAAAGAGAAUUACUUUUGGGUAUAUUGUUUAGAAAUAGCAGAGAGGCACCUGUUUCAAGGUAAUGCUGAAGAAACAUAUGUGUUAGAAUGAUGUUGAUGAAUACUGAAGAAGCACCAGUUUCAAAAUAUUGUAUAUAAAUUCUGAAAAACAGUUGUUUUAAAAUAAUGUUGAUGAAUACUGAAGAAAUGCCUGUUUCAAAAUAAUGCUUCUGGAUAUGCAGAAACACCUGUUUCAAAAUAAUGCUUUUAAGUGUGUAAAAAAAAAAGCGCCUGUAUCAAAUAAUGCCUAUCAAUAAUGUUUAUAAAUUUGUGAAAAAACACCUGUUUUGAAAUGAUGCUGAUUAAUGUUGAAAAAAUCUGUAUUGAAGUAAUGCUUUCAAUGUUAAAAAAAUUUCAAAAUAAUGUUUACAAAUAUCGGUAAAACACAUUAUUAAAAAUAUUUUUGGGAUAAUGUUAAAAAAAAACACCUGUUUUACGUAUCAAUGGUGAAAGAACAUCUGUAUCCAAAUUAUUUUUGUAAAUUCUGUAAAAACCUACUUCAAAAUAAUAUUUGUAAAUGUUGAAAGAACACCUGGUUAAUAAAAAAAAAAAUUCUUUACAACACUGAAAAACGCCUGCGUCAAAAUAAUGUUUUACCAAUGCCGCAGAAAAACCUACUCAGACACCAAUAAUUAUUACUGGAGAUGUUUUCUCAGGUCAGACAGAUGUUACCAAGCAGAUGCUCCUUGGGAACUGGAGUGAUACAUGAAUUCCUCUGAAUGAAAUGAUCAUUUGUGCAUUAUCCGUGCUUCAAGGCUUUAUUUAAAAGAUACGCUGGUUGAUUGUAUCUUUUAAGGGGCGUGGCAGCUUCCAAAACAGUAGAAAAUCAAAUAAAAAAUAAAUGAAUUAACUACACUUAA
Molecule: messenger RNA, 4749 nt
Organism: Macrobrachium nipponense
Lineage: Eukaryota; Metazoa; Arthropoda; Malacostraca; Decapoda; Palaemonidae
Product: major facilitator superfamily domain-containing protein 6-like
Exons: 13
Coding region: 1325-3553 (742 amino acids)
Cellular component (GO): membrane
Source: RefSeq, a predicted model, not a curated record